This is a messenger RNA of Amoebophrya sp. A120, 291 nucleotides long. The record is from the annotation of a GenBank genome assembly. Lineage: Eukaryota; Dinophyceae; Syndiniales; Amoebophryaceae.
UGAUGACGUAGUGGGCGAGAAGAUCAUCGCAGGUGGAAACGAAAAUCACAGAGAGGAAGCUCGUUCGCAUAAGAAUAGCUCCUGUGCUGACAACGGACAACAUGCCAAAGAAUUAAUCGGCGAAGAAACGAGUAGCGGUAACGUAGAGCAGGACGAGAACGCAAUCAGCACGGCACAGGAGGACCACGACGCCAGUAAUCAACAUCUGCCCGAAGGAGCAGGAGCACCCGCGCCGGAGGGACCGUCGCGACGACCAAAUAAGGUGCCGCAAAUAUAUGCGGUUCAGACGAG